Molecule: messenger RNA, 643 nt
Organism: Meloidogyne enterolobii
Lineage: Eukaryota; Metazoa; Nematoda; Chromadorea; Rhabditida; Meloidogynidae
Source: the annotation of a GenBank genome assembly
AUGGCUAAUAAUAACAACAGAAUUUUGCUCAAGUCGAAUGAUGAUGAAACGUUUGAAGUUGAUAGAAGUGUUAUUCGUCUUUCUACAACUCUGAAUACAAUGUUUCAAGAUCUCGGAAUGGACCAAUCAGAUGCUAACGAUGCAAUGCUUCAAGAGCCUAUUCCAUUGGCUAAUGUCAACGGAGCCGUUCUUCGUAAGGUUAUUGCUUGGUAUCCUGUUGUAACCGACGAUGCUGAAAGCAGAGAGCGUCGCACUGACGAUAUUCCAAGUUGGGAUGUUGAAUUUCUUAAGGUGGAUCAGGGGACGCUUUUUGAGCUGAUUUUGGCAGCCAAUUAUUUGGAUGUUCACGGUCUUUUGGAUGUUGCUUGCAAAACAGUUGCAAAUAUGAUUAAAGGAAAGACACCAGAAGAAAUUCGUCGAACAUUCAAUAUUAAGAAUGAUUUUACUCCAGAAGAGGAGGAACAGAUUCGCCGAGAAAAUGCUUGGUGUGAAGAUUAGAAAAGGGGAGAAGAGAAGAAAUAAAUGAAGGAAAGGAAAUUAUAAGAGAAGAGGUUUUUUUAAAAAUUAAAUAUUGGGGAAAGGAAAGGAUUAACAUUUUGACUCAAAUUUUGUUAAAAAAUAAAAAAUUUUUGCCCAUAAUUAU